Molecule: messenger RNA, 1139 nt
Organism: Agrilus planipennis (emerald ash borer)
Lineage: Eukaryota; Metazoa; Arthropoda; Insecta; Coleoptera; Buprestidae
Exons: 4
Coding region: 411-1124 (237 amino acids)
Source: RefSeq, a predicted model, not a curated record
GCACCGCCAACUACGCCAAAGAGUUUUAUUUUCUAUCUUUUCCGCGCCUACCGGCAUAAACAUUCAUCAGUCUGUGAGAAACUCACUUUCGAAACCGUUCUGAUCUAGUGCUUGUUAACAACAAUAACAUAACUAACCGGUUAUUGAUAAAUAAAUAAAUUACAAUUAAACGACGCUCAUAAUUAAUAAUAAAAGCGGAACAAAAUGAGAACUGCGAUCCUUAAAUCGUACAAUAAAAAUAUUAAGGUUUUGUUCAGGGUGUAAAGUAGUUACUUUUGUUUUGGAAAAAUUGUGCGGAAAAUAUUUCGAUAAUACAAUUAAUGACCGCGUGAAAAAUAAGCAAAGACAGGAAGAGCCAAAACACUUCCAAAUAUUAUAACAAUAAUUAACCAUAAAAACGAAUUUUAAAGAUGAAGAAGGAAAUGUUCCUGUUGGUGACUGUUUUAGUUUUGUACGUUCCAUAUUCGGAAAAUUCUAUUAUAAGGUUUCCUUCAAUGCCCAACCUGGACCUAUUUCUAGAUAAAAUUGCCAACACAACAAUAGACGUUGUCACUGGGGUAACUGGAGUUGUGAAUGGAGGCGUCAGUAUUGUGACAAAUACAAUUCUAAGGAUAAUCAAUGGGGCCGGGACUGCAACUGAAAAAAUUAUCAAUCUCCUUGAGGAAUUUAGAAAACGGAUGGUCAUGGGAAUACCCGAACUGGGUAUUCCUAUUCUUGAACCUUUGACCAUUGAGUUUAUCGAUUUAAAUAUUACUCAUGAAGUCGGCAGAUUUGUGGGCUAUGCAAGGGACAUCGAAGUCCGUCACUUAUCCCGUUUUAAAUUAGACCAUAUCAGUUUAAAUCUACAAAACAGACUUUCUUUUAACAUUACAUUCCCUUAUCUAAAAGUCAUAGGCUUUUAUGAGAUAAAUGGUAAUGUUGGAGAUAUGUUCAGAAUAUUUGGAAAAGGACCUUUUUGGUUGAAAUUGCAAGGAUUGUCAAUAAGUGCUGUAGCACAGUUGAGAUUUAAUAUGAAACACAAUCCUUCAUAUUAUCUUGAAUGGUUGAAAAUCAAAGUUAAACUGCAGAAAAUACAGGUAAAAUUUCAUUUUCUUCUCGUUCUUGUUUUGUUUUUGAAUAAGUAAGUUGUAUUAUUACUC